AUGGUCGGAGUCAGGGACGUCACCGAGUUGAUCAACAACCCGCCGUUUGAGCUGAGCGCCGCGGACAAGGAAUCCCUCCUGACGAGGGAGGAGGACUACAUCCCCCACACAUGGGAGGAGAUCAAGCAGGUCAUCGCUGACGGGGACAUGUCCGUUUUGAAACGAGGCCCUACCGACCUGCGCAACUACAUCCUCUGGACCCGCGACACGCGGGCCAAAUACGGCUCCGCGACGAACUUCAUCCUCCACGAGCGGCUGCAAUGGGGCACGCCGGUGGACGGCAAGCUCUCGUGCCUGGACCCGGUGCCCUUCGCCAACCCGGCUGACUAUCGGGUCCUUCGCAACGACUGGCCCUACGGCACCACCCCGGAUAUCACCCAUCUCGUGGUGUGGCUGCGGACCCCACUGGCGGUGGACGAGGAAGGGGAUCCCACCCCGGAGUCGCGGCAGCGCAUCACGGACUUCCUGAAAAAGACCUUCGGCGUCUCGGGGGACGGUCAAGGUGACGAUCGCCUGCUUUGGUUCAAGAACCGGCAAAAAUGGCAGAGCGUGCGGGCCAUCGAGCAUAUCCACGUCCUCCUGCGUGGCGCAGACGAUGCCUUGAUUACCAAGAUCACGGGGCAAACCCAAGACGAUAUGAACUGCCGCGCCUACGUCCCCGAGUGAUGUGGUCGCAUCCGGGUCCUUCGACUAUCUCUGGUCCAUCUGGAGAAGACGACAGGGAGGGGUACAUUGCCUGGCUCAUCCAGUGGCGUCUGAGGUUUCCCCGCAGGGUAACAGAUGCCGUCAUCGGAACAGCUCCAUAGAUUCUAUUAGAGGAAAUUAAGAUUAAGAAAUGCCACCCGGGCUUAGCCACUGAUUCGAACCCCAAGGGCGUAGUGAUAGAUCCCGAGGAUGGACGCUGCUCAGAGUGCAUGCGGACGGAAUCCCCUGGAGGGAG
Molecule: messenger RNA, 940 nt
Organism: Aspergillus heteromorphus CBS 117.55
Lineage: Eukaryota; Fungi; Ascomycota; Eurotiomycetes; Eurotiales; Aspergillaceae
Product: GIG1 family protein
Exons: 2
Coding region: 1-666 (221 amino acids)
Biological process (GO): N-acetylglucosamine metabolic process
Cellular component (GO): cytoplasm
Source: RefSeq, a predicted model, not a curated record